AAAACCAGGGCCUUAGCGCGCCCGGUGCGGGGCCAAGCACGCCUAAAGGCCGGCCAGGACCAUGCUAACAAUACUACGGUAGCCUCCGUCCGGCCUCGACGCUCAUACAAGCCGCGGGCAGCCCCUACACCCAUGGGUAAGGGUAUGGUGGCCCUGCCGCAGCUCAGCGGCCGCGGGUCGUGCGGCGCCACGCAGCCCUCGAAGUCCCCGGUCAAGUCCCUCGCGCGCGACACGAAGUACGAGCUGCAGUUCGGCCCGAAGGACCAAAGGGCAUUGGAGACCGCCUUCGACAGCUAUCUCGAGUAUAGAAGAAAAAGGGAACCGCUGCUCGAAGACGAGCGGUGGCGGUGCGUCCUCAAGCUCCAGCAGCUCGUGACGAGCAGGAACAUCUCCUUGGCGGGUCGGGAGGGCGCUCUCUAUGAGGAAUUGCAUCGAUCCUGCCCAAAAAGAUUAUGCGAGCGCGCCCGCUUCUUAGUAGUGAUGAGGAGAGUUUUUGGGUUUGAACUAGCUCCCGUAAGGGGUGCCGUGGACCAAGGUACCAAAAAACUGAUGGAUAACUUGUUCGACGCGUUCGACGAGGAUGGUUCGGAUAAGAUGCCCUGGCGUAACAUCCUCAUAAUGUUGCACGUCGUCUGCUUCCCGACGCGAGAACCGGCGGACCACCUGCGGUGGGGCUUCGCAUUAGUCGGGAGUGAAGGGUCCUUCGACAUGAAAUGUAAACCGCCCUUCGACGCUAGAAUUGCGGAUGCCAAGUAUCUACUACACGCCGUGGGCCACGCCGAGAUGCGGCCCAUGCUCUCCAAAUUAGUGGAUGACGCCUGGACCGGUUUAGUUAGAAGAGGAGACGUCGAGGCUAGUACGUUGACGAGAGACGCGGAAACGCAGGCGCUGAUGUUGCAAGCGUCCGGCAAGAAGGCGUUAGAUAGGGAAGGGUGCGAAGCAGCAUCGCCGAUGGACGCCAUCAAGCUUACCAGGCCGUUGUUCGAGCGCCUCAUAAGCGCCCCACCCCUGAAACGUCUGAUGGAAGGUUCGACACCGUUUGGUCUGAAAGACGUGCGGACGUGGACCUACGCGAUCGAAGAUGAGCAGUACCACCCGAUGAUCGCCACGGAGAUCAAGCGAGCGCGACUGGUCCAGAGGCACGACUUCGAGGCGACGCAGUUCGCCAUCACGCACCCGUUUCGACAGCGGCGACGUUUUCUCAAGUGGCGGGAGGUGGCGCAACGCAUCAGAAGGAUCAAAUUGUUUACGCUACGCGGCAUCAAGCGCUGUAUUUGCAUCAGGUGCUCCUAUUCUUUUGUGAAGUGGCGGCGGGAAGCGCUGAUCGAGGUGCGGGCGCAUGAGUUACAAAGGGUGGGAAGAGGUUUCUUGGGCAGGUUGGAAGCUAGAUGGGUGCUGCGGAUCCAUUUACUUGUGACGGGCAUCCAGUGCCGAGCGAGACGGUGGCUGCUGCAGAACGAGUACCUUAGGGAGAAAAGACGAAGGCACUGGGCGGCGACGGAAAUAGCGAGGCAUACGCGCGGUCUUCGGGCUCGGAGAAUCACGCUCUGGAGGUUGGAAGAGAAGCUCGAUAAGGAAGUGAGAAAGUUGAAAGAACGGCGCGCCUUGUGGGCGAAGCGCCAAGAAAUCGCCGUCGCGCGAUUUCUUCAAGGAGCGUUCCGAGCGAGAAAGGCUAGAAGAGAAGUACAACAAGCGCGAGACGACACCGCAGCAAAAGCGGCCGCCGCGAGGGACAUGGACCGCCUCUACGAAGAGAACCUGCGGAAGAAACGCGUCUACCAGAACGCCAUCAGCGAGUACUACCGGCAACGCAAGGAGGAGUACCUCCAAAGUACGCUGAUGGAAGGAUUUGAUGCCGCGCAACAGGCCAAGAUCUUGAGGUUUAGGAGAAGGAAAGAACACGAGGCGGAGCUCGAGAAGGAGGAACGGGCCAAGAAGCUCCAGGAAAUGCUCGAUGAUGAAAGGAUCGCGGGCUGGAUCCAGAAGUGGGAACGCGUGAAAAUUGAGCGAGUCGCGGCAUUGCGAAAGCACUUGGAGUGGUGUCGCCUGUCUCCGGAGACCACUGAGGAAAGACGUACAGCCAAAAAACUAAAUAAGGAGGUGCGGAUUCGGACGCAGAUCGUGUUCAAACGAGCAGGGAAGCAGGGGCAUGAUCUCGAGAUUCCCGAGUGUGAAGCGAUGGCUCUGGAAGAGAUUCUACUGAAGCGAUGUCAAGAUGAAGAGCUUGUGGUCGACGCGGAGCGCCGAGCGGCGGCCGACGCGCACUACGCGGCCAUUGAAAAAGCGGAAGCCGAGGCGCGCGCCGAAAAGGAGAAAGAUAGGGUCCGGAUGCAGAACAUUUCGGCGCUGAAGAUUCAAAGGAUUCGAGCUCUGCAUGAAUCUCGCGUGGAGCUGCGACGACGAGCUUAUGCGCGGUUUGAAAAGCGAUACGACGCCGAGCACACAUGCUACUUCUACCGAGAUAAGUUGACGAGGGAAAUCACGUGGCGCAAGCCCUACGCGCUCGGCGCCUACGAUCUGAAGGUCGACGAUGAAUGGGUGCGGCUCGAGGACGAAACGCAAACUCCCUACUACUACAACCCGUGCUCGCAGGACAUGAUGUGGACGAGGCCUCGGGGUACCGUGUUUUGUGAGGUUUGUGACGACGCCUUUUGCGAAUUGCACUGCAAUGAUACCAAACGAAAGCUAUGUCGGAAGUGUUAUGAUGGGGAGCUAGCCAAGGUCCUGGAGAAGGAGGGGAAACGAGCUGUUGAUGAUAUGUCCUUUAAGGUCCUUCGAGGCGGCGAUCCUAAGUCUGGUGAGGCUGAUUUGAAGAAGCUGGAGGAUACGGGAUUGGCCCUCGAGGCGGAGCGGCGCAGGCAGGAGGAGGAGGAUCGAGUUUUACGAAGGGCGUCGGUCAGAAGGUCCUCAAUUACGACAAAGCCCUCUUAUGUAGCGAAGGAACUGCAGCGGCUCGCUCGUGGUCGGGCCCUGAAGGGCCCUGACGAAGAUCAAGUUGUCGCACUGAAGCAGUUGGUGACGUCCCAGGAGCUGACGACGUCCGAGACCUUUUCUUCUACGGAGUUAGUCGACAAGACGCAACGGGAGACGCAGGUCCUCAUGACCGUCAUCGAGGAAAGGAGGCAGCGGCGACGACAGCGCGACGUCCUCGAGGCCAUGGAGCGGAAAGACGGCAAACAGCCCAUCUCGGAAUACCGCCACUUAACCACGCAACACUACCGCAUCAAAGCCGAGGAGGAAGAACAAAGGUUGUUGGAAAUGGACUCGGCGACGUACAUGUCGCACACGUCCGGCGGGUCGGACACGUACUCGUGGUCGAAGUCGUCGAAGGGGAACUCGUACCAUUUGGGUAAUUGA
Messenger RNA from Pelagomonas calceolata, 3357 nucleotides. The record is from the annotation of a GenBank genome assembly. NCBI's taxonomy places the organism in Eukaryota, Pelagophyceae, Pelagomonadales, Pelagomonadaceae.